Molecule: messenger RNA, 2019 nt
Organism: Aegilops tauschii subsp. strangulata
Lineage: Eukaryota; Viridiplantae; Streptophyta; Magnoliopsida; Poales; Poaceae
Biological process (GO): proteolysis; protein desumoylation
Cellular component (GO): nucleus
Molecular function (GO): deSUMOylase activity
Source: RefSeq, a predicted model, not a curated record
AUGUCGGUUGUCUCCAUACCAAAGGAGUACUACACGUUGGUGCAUGACGUGAAGAGGAUAAGCACGUUGAACUUUAACGUGUUCACUUUGCGAACUUGUUUGACGGAGAUUGGUAAACUCAAGCAGGACGGCCGUGUGAGGCAAUGGCCAUGUGGCAACCUAGCCCUACUCCAGUACUUAUAUUGGGAGAAGGUGCAGCCAACCACCGGCCCGAAAAAUGACCCGUUGUCGUUGCAAGUUCCCCUAAUGAAAAACUGGACUGAAUCUAAAGCGGAGAAACGAGACAAGUACGUCCUGGAAAAUGGUCGUGGUCAUGGAUUGAUAGAUGACUGCAUUACGAAAGAGUAUAGAAUGAAAAAACUUGCAGAUGAACAUGCUGAAAGCAGUAAGAAACCUAGUAGCCGAAAGUCAUCCGUUACGGGAAAGAGAAAAGUGGAUUGUGUGCCCGAGGUCCCUGCUAACCUAAAGCCUUUUAUGGACCGGGUUAUGAAUGAUAUGAAGGAAAUUCGUAAGGAAUUGUUUCGUAUGCCGGAGUUAUGCGCACAGAGACUGUUAGAGAAAAUGAAUAAAACAGGUGUGCGGUACAAACCAGACACAAUGGCAGAGGAGGAAGAAAAUCUGUUUGGACAGAAUAGUGAGUCCAGGUAUGAAAACAAGUAUCCUAAAAAAGAAUUUCAGUAUGAUGACAUACACACACCUAAUGGCCGAAAUGGCAGUGGGCAUUAUGAUUUGGAUUUUGAAGGAGGGGAUUCGUUCAAACUCAGUACUGGUCACUUGAGUAGCUAUAAAGGUGAGAAGGAUGAUCCUAUAGAUGUCCCAGAGCAGUCGGAAACAAAAGAAACAUCAUCUCUAAAAACCGAUGAAAUAGAAGCAACAAGAUGGGAAGUGGAACAAAAUGAGCAAGAAGUGUCACAGGGCAUGUCAGAUGGUAAUAGCGAGAUAGAAGAGAAGAAGGAGGUGAUUCCAGGGAAGCGAAAGCGGACUGUGUCAAAGUACCAGAAAUCUCCUUAUGUUAAAAAGACUCCGAAAAAACGUGCGAAACGUUCCGCGAAAGCGAGUAAGUUAAACAUGUAUGUGAAAGCGUACGAGCACUCACCAAAACAUAAGAACCAUGAAAUAUUCAACAACGGUAAAGAUGAAGGACUUUCUGCGGCAAGAGUAAUUGACGCUUAUGCGACGUACAUAUCGGAUUCAAGUAUCGCCAAGGACAUGUAUCUUGUACCCACACAUAGGUCUUACUGGUUAUUGAACACUCGCCCAAAGAUAGUAAGACGAGGGAAGUCGGUAGACGAUCCAGAAGGUUUAGCACAUGCAAAUGAACCUCUCAACAGAUGCAUGACAGAAUAUUUUGCAAAACUGAAGGAUAAAAACCACUGGAUUACAUGUGCUAUGCACACUGGAAAGAAAGAGUUCCAAAUUCUUGAUUCUUUGAGGGGGGAAGAAAAUAUCUCUGAAGCUACCAGGAAAUUCGUUGAAAAUUUUAGAGAGCAACUUGCAGGAGAUAUCCAAGAUGCAAAUGAUAGUGUAAUUAUGUCGUUCCCGGAUGUGUCCGCAUGGCCUAUAGUCCCGUACGACAUGCCUCAACAAGAAGAUGAGAACUCAUGUGGGUUGUUCCUCCUUCGCAGUUUUCAAUACUGGGACGGAGAAAAAUUUAUAAGUGCUAUUUCUCAGGAAUCUAUUGAUAGUUCGAGAGAAAGAAUGAUAGCUGGAAUUAUUUUGUCCCCAGAAAAUAAGCUUACAGAAGUGAAGAACAAAUUGAUAUAUGAUGAUCACGUAUCAGAGGCGAUCGUCGCCCGCGCCGCGCCUCACGUGCUCGCCUCGUGCGGCUUAGACGGCCACACAUGUUCGGCGCGAGAUGGGCCAUGUGGGCCGCGUCAUCUGGCCAGCCAGCCUGCGCCGCGCGUUGCUCCAGGGUUGGCAUGUGCCGCCCCCGAGGUUGAUUCGCCCUCGGCCCACUUGCGCCCCUCUGCGCCCGAGGGUGGCGUCUGCCUCAGGAUCGCCAUCUGCGGCAGCACCUGA